AUGAUGUCUCGUUUAGAAGCUAAGAAGCCAUCGUUGUGUAAAACUGAACCAUUGACAAGUGAGAGAGUCAGGUCCACACUUUCUGUCUUGAAAGGAAUCAUAGCCUCAUGCUACGGCCCUUCAGGGAGGCUGAAGCAGCUGCACAAUGGCUUAGGAGGUUGUGUGUGCACAACCUCACAGUCCUCAGCCCUGCUUCGCAACCUUUCUGUCACCCAUCCCAUACUAAAGGUCCUAACAGCAUCUGUGCAGAAUCACGUGUCCUGCUUCAGUGACUCUGGCUUAUUUACAGCCAUUCUUUGCUGCAACCUAAUUGAAAAUACUCAGAGAUUAGGUUUGGAGCCCACGACUGUUAUUAAGUUAAAUAAAUACCUCUUGAGUGUCUGCACCAGUUAUCUGAAGUCUGAAGCCUGUAGUUGCCGAAUCCCAGUUGACUUCAGUAAUACACAUACCCUUCUUGGCUUGGUACACACUAUCUUAACAAGCAAACCUGCCUGUAUGCUCACCAGAAAUGAACUAGAUCACAUCGGUGCUCUGGUUUUGAAAGCUUUUUUGCUUACAGUUCCGGAAAGUGUAGAAGACCGAAUCAUUUUAGGAAAGAGUAUAAUUGUUCCCUUAAAGGGCCAGAGAGUUAUAGAUUCUACUGUAUUACCUGGAUUACUCAUUGAAAUGUCAGAAGUUCAAGUAAGGAGAUUAUUGCCCACCCAAAAGUCAAGUGCCCUCAAGGUGGCACUCUUCUGUGUCUCUUUAUCAGGAGAUUUUUCUAACUCUGGAGAAGGGACUGUGGUGGUCCGGUACCAAGUGUCCCUUGAGAAUGCAGUUUUAGAGCAGUUGCUUAAUCUAGGAAGGCAGCUAGUUGGUGACCAUGUAGAUCUUGUUCUGUGCCAAAAAGUUAUACACCCAUCUCUUAAACAGUUUCUUAGUGAGCAUCACAUUAUUGCCAUCGACAGAGUUGGAGUGGCUCUGAUGGAACCCCUGAGCAAAGUGACAGGAGCAACUCCUGUUGGAUCCCUAAACACACUAGUUCCUACUGCUUAUGGAAGUGUGAAAAAUUUGUGCUCUGCAAGAUUUGGCUCCAAACAUUUUUUUCAUCUCAUUCCUAAUGAGGGGACUGUGUGCAGCUUGCUUCUCUGCAGCAGAAAUGACAGUGCCUGGGAGGAGUUGAAGCUCACAUGUCAAACAGCAAUGCACGUCUUACACUUAACGAUCAAGGAACCAUGGGUUUUAUUGGGCGGUGGCUGUACAGAAACACAUUUGGCUGCAUAUAUCAGAUACAAGGUUCAUAAUGAGGCAGAAGACGUUGUCAGAGAUGAUGGGUAUUCCCAGGCAGAGCUUCAUAUUGCUGCAGAAGCAUUCUGCAGUGCUCUGGAGUCCGUUGCUGGCUCCUUGGAACAUGAUGGCGGUGACAUCCUCAUUGACACAAAGUAUGGACACUUUUGGUCAUGUCCAGCAGAUUCUGCUUCUUUCAUUAACUGGACAGAUGUGCUGUCACGAUGUGGCUGUGGUUUGUACAACAGCCAGGAAGAUCUCAGCUGGUCUUUCUUAAGAAGCGCUUACCAUCCUUUUGCACCACAAACCUGCCUUCCUCAGGCAGUCGUGGACACAGCCAGCAACCUGACCGUUGACUGUUUCACCACUAAGUUGAGUGGCCUACAGGUGGCUGUAGAGACAGCCAAUUUGAUUUUAGAUCUUUCAUAUGUUGUUGAAGAUAAAAACUAAUAUAGAGAAUGGCAUAUUGAUGUUAUGAAACAAACUAGUUCAAGAAAAAUGCUUAGCAUAUUGUUCUUUACCAAAGGCCUAUUCUGCAUGGGUAGACAGAUGAUUUAUAAAAGUAUACUUAUAUCCUUAAGGAACUUAUGGUUGUUAAAUAGAAAUUUAUAGACUAGUAAAAAUUCUUGAUGCCAUUGCAUCAUCACCAUCACCCCACAUUUGAUGUCCUCACCACACAUUUAUGUUUGGAAGUUUACAAAUACUAAAGAUAGUGUGUCACCUAAGAAUAUGGGAAUUACCUUGUGCUGCUUCUCCAAGUUGCUCUCGUAAGGGUUGACCUUGAACCUUUCUCAGUGUCAGGAUGGGAAUCUUCACUUUGCAUGAUAAACAUUGUUAGUUCCUACACAUUUAGCUUUUUGUAAAACUUGUUUUUAAUAAAAUUGUUUGUGUUCCCUAAACUUGUAUAUAACGCUUACUAAGAAAUACUGGAAAUGCAGAUGAGCAUAGGUAACAUGUUCUUGUAGUCUCAAAUACUCAGGAGGCUCAGACAGGAGCAUGUUCAAGCUGAGCUUGAGACCUGCCUAGCCAACACAGCAUGAACCUGCUUCGUAGAAGACAAAGACAGGAAAGGAAGUAGAAGAUAACACUUCUCUAACACUUAAAGAAUAUUAUUCAAAUCUUGAUGGUAACAUGGUAAGAGAAAUCUUGAUGAAAACAAUUUCAGUGAAGCUCCUCUGGCAGAAAUAAAUAGAAGAAAAAAUAAAUUAACCAUAGGCACAUUGUUGUGAUUAAAAGUAAGAUAGAGGAGCAAGAGAGAUGGCUCAGCAGUUAAUAUCACCGGCUGCUCUUCCAGAGGACCUGGGUUCAGUUCCAAGCACAAACAUGGCAGCUCACAGCCUUCAUUUCCAGGGUAUCUUAACACCUUUUCUGAUCUACAAAGACCAGGCAGGCAUGUGGUGUACAGAAAUCCAUGCGGGCAAAACAUUCAUACAUAUAAAAUAAUAAUAAAGUAAGAUAGAGUUCUAUGAAGUAUUUUAGGAGCCAACAGAGCAAGAACCCUUGUUAGCUACAAAAGAAAAAAAAAUGAGGGGUGUGGGGAAGAGAGUACAAAAGAGAAUGAAGUCAGUGACUGGCCUGGAACUUUUGUGGGCCUCACAGGACUCAAGAGUAGUAAACCAAAAUGAGUCUAACAUGGUUAACAUCUUAAUAAUCAAAAGAAAUUAGAGUUGGAGCAGGAAUAAAGUAGAGAGCUAGAGCAAAUGUAUUAAAAGGCUUCUUUAGACAAAUGGUCUGAUGGCUAUCAUACUCAUAAUGCGUUAGAAGGACUCUGUAUGGUAGAUAUUUAAGACAUACUACACUACAAUGAAAUAGUUUGCACAAGGUACUUAGGUCAUGCAUUAAUGGUUUCUUCUGAUACAGCUAUCUUUAAACUCACUAGUUUUCGUAGACAUUACCAUGUUAAAAGAGAAGUAUAAUGUAUUUCUCUACCAACCAUCAUAUUUCAUUUACUAUUGAAUCAUCCUUUAGAUGACUUGUAAAUAAAAUAACAUUCUUUGACAUCACAUAAAUCAUGAAGGCUGUUGUGAAGAGUUUUCUGUAUAAAAUUUCAAUUAAAGAAAGGCUUAUCAAAGCAUUGCAUUAAGGUCUUUCUUUCUGGUACUAUCUGGGGAAUAGUAAAAGAGGUUAAAUAGGCCCCAUAGAUCAUUUCAGCUAAGAAAGUCUCUUAAUCUGAAGAAAGGGACAACUGAAUAUUUUUUGUCUUCAUUUUUUUAUGGAGUUAACAUGUUUACAUUUGCCAAUAGUUGUAGGUCAUAAUCCUUAUCAAUCUUUGCUACUUAUCUACAAAAUUCAAACUUGGAUGCUGCUAGCAUAUUAUCACCAUGUGUUUUGGAUUAUAAAUUAAUUUGUUCCUUUAGUAAUAAUUAUUUCACAAAAUAAUUGUUAUAAUAGUUAUUCACAAAAUAAUACUUGAAGACUACUCCUGUGUGUAGAUCAAGCUUUCUAUUGAAGAAGUAGUAAAUACACUGGUAUGCUGAGAACCAGGGAGUACUAUUACCUGUGAUAAACUAUGAAUUGGAGGUUUGAAAAUGUAUUAAGACUAUGCACAGAAGAAAUAGAGAUAAUGACCAUUCUAACUUUUUCCUAGAGCUUUUUUUCUUGAAGUACUGUUAUUUCAUUUUGAAAAUACUAAUUGAGUUUUUUGUUUGCCAAGCACUGUGGUUAAUAUUAGAGGGAGGAGAAUGAAAGAAACGUGAUAUUUGUUCACAGUUCUUUGUCUCAAGGAGCUAACCAGAAAUGGAUAGUUAUUAUUUUAUAGAAAGAUGUAUUUUUAUAGUUAUUGUAAACAUUAUGGUGCUGUAAUCAUAGAAAAUGUGGAAAAUGUAAACCUGACAACACACAAAAAGAAAAUAAAGCAUAGUGCUUGCUUUCAUGCUUUCUAUGUAA
Meriones unguiculatus (Mongolian gerbil) is the source of this 4152-nucleotide messenger RNA. RefSeq names its product MKKS centrosomal shuttling protein (gene Mkks). Gene Ontology annotation, biological process: intracellular transport; chaperone-mediated protein complex assembly; protein folding. NCBI's taxonomy places the organism in Eukaryota, Metazoa, Chordata, Mammalia, Rodentia, Muridae. Gene Ontology annotation, molecular function: ATP binding. The coding region runs from base 1 to 1716 and encodes 571 amino acids. The transcript has 4 exons. Gene Ontology annotation, cellular component: nucleus; cytoplasm; kinociliary basal body. The record is from RefSeq and is a predicted model, not a curated record.